Messenger RNA from Aureobasidium uvarum, 378 nucleotides. The record is from the annotation of a GenBank genome assembly. NCBI's taxonomy places the organism in Eukaryota, Fungi, Ascomycota, Dothideomycetes, Dothideales, Saccotheciaceae.
AUGGCUCGUGUAAACCAACGCCCUUCCGAGACUCCCGCCCGUUCAUCGAACAUUCCUGCUGGUCCCCCUUCCGUCGCGCCCUCUCCUCCGAAUCUCUCGUCCGAUAAAGAAAACCAGGCGACUUCAGCUCCUCGCGAUAAAGGAAAAGGCCGCAUGCAGUCGUCCACAUCCGAUUCUCACUCUGCCAAGAGGAGGAGAACUCAACCUCGUCCUACUGCUUCCGCUGCCAACCAUGAGGAACCCAAUGAAUCACGCUUUUACGAUCCUACCCAAGACCAGCAUGAGCGCCAGGAAGUAAAAAAGAAAUCCCGUGCCCUGGAGCGCGAGUUCAAUGGUGCUUGUUCUUAUGUAUCCUACUCUUGCUGGCAAUCAGACUAA